Molecule: messenger RNA, 3337 nt
Organism: Sceloporus undulatus (fence lizard)
Lineage: Eukaryota; Metazoa; Chordata; Lepidosauria; Squamata; Phrynosomatidae
Gene: TNFAIP8
Product: TNF alpha induced protein 8
Exons: 2
Coding region: 309-875 (188 amino acids)
Biological process (GO): regulation of apoptotic process
Cellular component (GO): cytoplasm
Molecular function (GO): cysteine-type endopeptidase inhibitor activity involved in apoptotic process
Source: RefSeq, a predicted model, not a curated record
AGGGAGGCAGGGAGGGUGGGGCUUCCUCCCCCUCCUUCCUCUUGGUCCCCCUCCUCCUUACUUUUAUAGAGCUAACUAUUGAGAAAUCCCUGGGGAAGCCUCGCCCUGAGGCCAGAGGGCAGGUUGCCCACGACGACGCCUCUUCCGAGGGGAAGAGAGACCCCAGCCCCCUUUCCCCACAUAUAAACAUCUCUCUCUCUGAGUCUCUCUGGAGCCAAGGCGCCUCCUUCCCUCCCUUCCGAAGGAGCCAUAGCCAGCCUCCUUGGAGUCGGUCGCCCAGGUGCCUCUUCUUUCGCCACGGGAGACACAUGGCUACAGAUGUCUUCAAUUCCAAAAGUUUGGCCAUUCAGGCCCAGAAGAAAAUUCUUGGCAAAAUGGCAUCCAAAUCUAUAGCAAAUGUUUUGAUAGAUGACACUAGCAGUGAUGUUUUGGAUGAGCUCUACAGAGUGACAAGAGAGUACACACAAAACAAGAAGGAGGCAGAGAAGAUAAUUAAAAACCUCAUUAAGACUGUUAUCAAGUUAGCAAUCCUCUACCGGAAUAAUCAGUUUAAUCAGGAAGAGAUCAUGCUUAUGGAGAAGUUCAAGAAGAAGGUCCACCAGCUGGCUAAAACUGUGGUGAGCUUUCAUCAAGUGGAUUAUACUUUUGACAGAAUUUUUUUGUCAAAAUUGUUGAAUGAGUGCAGAGACCUGCUCCAUCAAAUUAUUCAGCGUCACCUAACUGCAAAAUCUCAUGGACGUGUCAACAAUGUAUUUGAUCACUUCUCAGAUUGUGAAUUUUUGGCAGCUUUGUACAAUCCAUUUGGAUCUUACAAGACUCACCUGCAGAGACUUUGUGAAGGUGUCAACAAAAUGUUAGACGAGGGCAAUAUAUAAGUAACUGCAGUGGUGGUGACUGGUUGUAUAAUAGGCUGAGGACUACUGGUGGUAUUAUUGGCUGAAUGAAUGAAAGCAUGAAGAAAGUCUGGAAAAAUGUGUGGCUAGUAAAUGCUUAAAAUAACUUUUCAGCAGAUUGGCCCAUUAUUUGGGGUUGCCUAUUCUUUUACCCACUUACUCAGUAUUUUGAAGAUGAAAUAAUAAAGCCAUGAAACUGGACUGUUCAAGAGAAGUAGGGCUCUGUAAAAUAAAACAGAGAAAUUGUGUAAUCAUAUUUCUACAUGUAGGAGAAUAUUUAUAAUCAGCCAAAAGAUCUGUAUUUUUAUACACAAGAAACAUGAUUGGCACAUACAUGAUAACUGGAUGUAAGAUUUAACAGGAGUUAAAAUUAAACAGAACCUGUUUUCGUCUUUUAAAAACCAUAUAUGCUAUACAUAAUUGCUUAGGACACAUGCUUCUUAAUUAUAUUGUCAAAACAGUUGGGUUGAGAGAUCUGAUUGUCAUUUGAGAAGGCAAAGGACUGUAUGAUCACCAGUGAAACUUUCACAGCUACCAGGCAGUUCAUCUUGUGUGUUCCAUUUGUGUGAACUGACAUCUCCACAGCUAUAAUACCCCAUAACAGUAGUAUUUCUUCAAGCUGUUACCCUGUGCUUAUUCUCAGGAUAUAUUUCUCUUGUUCAGGAUGUGGUUUCUUAAAAAAAAAAAAUGCUUCCAUGAAAACCCAGCCUAAAUCUCUUAAUCUGAUAGAUUUUACUGCCAAAACAAUUGAACUAGACCUGCCUCAUAUGAAUCUGCCCAUAGUCAUCUCAUCUAGGUGUUGUGUUAAUCUGUAGUACAGUAAAUGUGCAUGAUUUAUCAGGUGGCUGGUAUUGAUGUGAUUAUAUAUCCUUGCUACUUUUAAAUAACUAUAGACACAAAAAGUUCAUUAGUGGUGCAUGGUCAAAGGAAGCAACUUUAUACAUGCACCUCUGUUCCUUCUCUCAAUAGGAAUACAUGGGGAUGUUGUCACCAUCAGAGCUUGAUAAUUUACAGUAUAAAAGGAACUAGUUACAUUACCCUGAUCACAAAAUAGGCUAUAAUUUGUUACUGCAGUCCAAAAAGUAACUUGCUGGAUUACUCGUCUCUGAUGUUACCAUUAUUGCUACUAUUGUGCAAUUCAAAAAAGUUCCUCUCAUUUCUGGUCAUCUUAAUUCUGAAUAAACUGCACCACCAUUCUAGCGUACCUGCACAACAUAGCCAUACGGAGAUAACAUAUGCUUUGGGCAGGCACACAGAAGUAGUAAUUCACUCAAUCCUUCAUACUUCCCCACCUUCCUCAAACAAUUUCUCUAAAUCUCAUGCCUGAGCCAGCCCCACAUGUCCAAAGAAGUGCUGCCUCCUCCUCUAAACACUAUCAUAGCUCACACCAACCCAGGCAGCCCAAGUGUCUACUCUCUGCCACGGUUUGAAGCAGCCUGACUGGCAAGGCAGCCUCUGUUGCACUCAGACUAACUGACUAAUUCCCUCCCUCUUUUUUGAUAAGAGGAAGGCAGAACAAUUUUUGAAAAGUUAAAAAAUUCUGGUGCAACCAUGCUUUCAUGUUUCUCCUCCCAUCCCUCACUCCCUUCUUAUUAUUGGCUCAUCUGCCCCUCACUUACUCUAACCCAUCCCACAAAGAGACAGCACAGGGCAGCCAUCCAUGUGAUCCUCCCUCUUCCAUCUAUUACUCACACCGAGUCUACAGUUUUGGUAAUGAGCCACAGGCAAUAACACUGAAAAGUCCUGUCUGAAAAAGUAACACCAUUCUGUCACAUUAUUGUAAAAAAUAACUUACUACCAAAGUACCUACAGUCAGCCCUCUCUCUGUAACCAUGAAUUCAACGAUUCACAGCUUGAAAAUAUGCCAAAAAUUAUUUUUUCCAAAUGUUGCAAAUGGCAAACCUUGAUUUUUGCCAUUUCAUGUAAGGUAUACUAUUUUACUAUGCCACUGUAUAGAAUGGGUCUUGAGCAGAUAAUGUGCAUGAACAUGAUAUCUUUCUUAUCUAUGUGAGCAUCUCUAGACCAAGCUGACAAAAUACAGAAAUCCUUCAGGAAAAAACAUGCAUGGUAAUUUUGUGUUAAACAAAACACAAAUUAUUAUUAAUAUUGUGCUCAUGAAAGCUGUAGUACUGUCUGUGUAUAUAACCUAUAGUAAAUGUAUAGGAAAUAUGAGGGGAAACAGCUUAUAAUUUCAGCAGCUUCAAUAAGAUUUGUUAAAAUAUUUGGGUGAAAUUAGGACUACCAAAAUGAGUAUGUUGAAAAAUGUAAUAUUUUUCCAUGUCAAACAAAUGAGAAGAAUUACACAUGGAGAAAUAUAUUUGCUGUUUAUUUAAUUGGCAGUUUUUAUGCUUUUAUAAGUAAACAGAAUAUUUGCACUCCAAAUUUUGUGUCUGAUUUUUGUGGCAUAGCAAAUCAAAAAAUUAAAUAUGAGCAACUUAAUUAAA